AUGAGGCAAUAUAUGUCUCCAAAUGUGAAACAGUUCGAUAAAAUAUUACGAUUGGAGACAGGCAUGUUUCUGAAUUUGGCUGUUCUCGUGGUGAUGCUGGUUAUCUAUCUAGUACGAAAGAGACGUGUUGCAAAAGAGAGAAGGGCAGCACAGCGUGAGCGAUAUGAAAUGGAUUUCACGCCUUCUACGAGAGGUGGAUCAAUAAAACAGGCAAAAACGGGGUAUUUUGACGUGGUUGUGAUAGGUGGUGGAUCAACUGGCGUAGGGGUGGCAUUGGAUGGAGCAACAAGGGGGUUACGUGUCUGUUUGGUGGAGCAGGGCGACCUGGCAUGUUCAACCAGCUCAAAGUCAACCAAACUGCUUCAUGGGGGAGUUAGAUAUUUGGAUAAGGCUGUUCGAAAAAUGAGCAUUUCACAAUUGAGGCUGGUUAUUGAGGCACUGUACGAAAGAAAGGCAAUUAUGGAGAUAGCACCCUAUUUGUCUCAGACAAUCAGAAUGUUUGUACCACUUUACAGCAACCUGCAAACUGUCUUCUAUUUCUGCCUAUUGAAAUUGUACGACUGGCUUGCUGGUUCUAGGUCACUGGGUAGAAGCUACUUUGUUGGGCAAGAACAGGCAAAAAUGUACAAUUUCCACUUCAGGGAGAAGAAUCUGACUGGUGCCAUGGUCUACUACGACGGAUCCAUGGAUGAUUCGAGGCUGAAUGUCAUGCUUGGAGUCACAGCCGCAUUCCACGGUGCAACAGUUCUAAAUCACGUGAAAUUCAUAUCAUUUGAUUCAAAUCAGGGACAAAUGAUAUGUGUAGACAGGCUUACGAAGAGGAAGUUCAGUAUAAGAACGAGGACAGUAGUGAAUGCUACUGGGUCAUACACCGAUAUAACGAGGCGUAAGACAGGAAAGCAGUCGAAUAUGAUGGUUCAUAGCACUGGGUCUCACAUUUGUAUUGAUUCCAAAUUUGGUCCAGUAGGAAUGGGAUUGGUUGAUAAGUGCACUGUAGAUGGAAGAAUGUUGUUUGUGGUACCAUGGAUGGGAUUUUUGGUGGCUGGUGCUACUGAAAGAGUCGUCCAACACCCAUCUGCCGUUCUACCAACUAAAGAUGAUCUUGAUUUUAUAGUAGCAGAAAUUAACAAAUUUACUAGUACUAAACUGUGCCAUGAGGACGUAAAGAGUAUUUGGACAGGAGUUAGACCAUUGGUGCAAGAUUCAGGGAGCAACAACAGUGAGAAUUUGGUCAGGUCAUUCAAAAUAAUUGAUGAUAAAAACAAAGUUGUUUCAGUCACAGGCGGAAAGUGGACGACCUACAGAACAGCAGCAAAAGAAACAAUUGAUUUUCUGGUUAAAAACUACAAACUUAAGGCAAGUAGAAGUUGUGUCACUGAGGAUAUUCGCAUUGUUGGAUCUACUGGAUACUCCAGAAACAUGUUUUAUAGGAUAGCAGAGUGGCAUGAGAUAGAUUUGUCGUAUGCAAAGCAUCUACAACAAACAUACGGAGCAUAUUCAUUCAAAUUGGCUGAAUAUUUGAAGAAGCACAGAAGUAGAAUACUGGUAGAGUACGAACACACGUAUGCAGAAGUAUUGUACGUGAUGAGACACGAAUAUGCGAUUACAUUGGGUGAUAUCGUAAACAGACGAUUUAGGAUUGGAUUCAUUAAUGUAAGGGACGCGGAGAGAAUGGCCAUCAAAAUACGCGAAUUCCUUGUAUUGAAUAAUAUUUGGUCUAACACCACUGCUAGGAAAUAUAGCAAUAUGUUCUAUGCUGAAUUAGAUGAGUUUGGCUGGUCAAUAUUAAACAAUCCACUGUAUUUUAUUCAUCUGAUUUUGAUUUCAUCAAAAUUCGUAUAA
This is a messenger RNA of Enterospora canceri, 1842 nucleotides long. Lineage: Eukaryota; Fungi; Microsporidia; Enterocytozoonidae. The record is from the annotation of a GenBank genome assembly.